AUGAACGGCAUACUACUUAAGAAUAGUAAGGAUCAAGGAUAUGUAAAGAUAUUGGCUAUAAUUGUGGCUGCAUGGAUAAUGUAUUGCUGUUAUGCAUUAAUGACUAAGGGAGAAAAGGUAACUUUGAAGCAAGGUUACUCAACAGCCAACUCGAGUAUUUCAGAUGUAAAAAAGAUGACUAAGCAGGAAUUGAGAGAUAGACUUGGCAGAUCGACAUGGACACUGCUUCAUGUAAUGGGCUCAAAGUAUCCUGCGUUUCCCACUUCUCAACAGAAGAAGGAUACAUUAAGCUUUGUGCAUCUUCUUUCGGCUGUGUUCCCAUGUGAAGAGUGUAGGAAACACUUUCAAGGCUUACUAGCGAUGCAUCCGCCAAGGGUUAAUAGCAAUGAUGAGUUCAAGACAUGGCUGUGUGAGGCACACAACAUAGUGAAUAAGCGUAUAGGCAAGCCGGAGGUUGAUUGCAAGACUGUGGACGAUCUGUGGGAUUGCGGAUGUGAAGCAUGA
Molecule: messenger RNA, 504 nt
Organism: Ordospora colligata OC4
Lineage: Eukaryota; Fungi; Microsporidia; Ordosporidae
Product: mitochondrial sulfhydryl oxidase
Exons: 1
Coding region: 1-504 (167 amino acids)
Cellular component (GO): mitochondrion
Molecular function (GO): flavin-dependent sulfhydryl oxidase activity; flavin adenine dinucleotide binding
Source: RefSeq, a predicted model, not a curated record